AAUAAAUACGCCGCUGAAAAUAAGAAAUGUUACUCCGAGAACAGGACUGGAAUCAAAAUGUUUCUUCAUUUUGGAAUAUUACUUCUUUUGUCCCAAGGACUCUUUGGGGAAGUGAACAUUUCGGAAGCUAUAGAUGGAGACAGCCGUAUAAUUGGUGGCAAAGCUGCCACUCCAGGCAUGGCUAAGUACCAAGUUUCAAUUCGUGGUCAUAAAGGAAAGGAAGAAUGGCACACUUGUGGAGGUUCUAUUAUAAAUCAACAGUACAUCUUAACUGCCGCGCAUUGCAUUGUUGGGAAACAAGCCAACGACUUGUCUAUAGUAGUUGGCAGUCACCAGAUCAAAUCAAGUGGCGACCAUUACAAGAUUAAGAAAUUGGUACCUCACGAGAAUUUUUCAAAGGCAUCAGGGAAGAAUGACGUAGGCGUCCUACAAGUCGAAGGCAACAUCCAAUUCAACAACAAUGUUCAACCAGUCGAGUUGUUUAAACAAACGGUACCCGUUGGAAAGAAAUGUCUUUUGACCGGAUGGGGAAAAGUAAACCUGAAAAAGAACAUUUAUCCGAACAAUCUUCAAAUGUUGUACUUCCAAACUAUAAGUAAUAACGAGUGCACUCAAAAAUUGCAUAGACGCGCCUCCUUUCGGCCGGGUUUGCCCAUAAAUAAUGGACAAGUCUGCGCAAAGCGCCCGAACAACCAAGGCACAUGCCAUGGUGAUUCCGGUGGGCCUCUCGUUAUUGAAGAGGGCAACAAAUUUCUUCAAAUAGGAGUCGUGUCCUGGGGAAUUCCCUGCGCCGAAGACUUUCCCGAUGUAUUUGCUUCAGUCUCUGGUAACUACAAUUGGAUACAGAGCAAAAUUAAGUGAUUAAAUUGAUAAAUAUUCAAUAUUCUAACUGAUCUAAAUAAAUAUAAUUUGAAA
Pieris brassicae (large cabbage white) is the source of this 915-nucleotide messenger RNA. Its product is annotated as chymotrypsin-2-like. Gene Ontology annotation, molecular function: serine-type endopeptidase activity. The transcript has 5 exons. Gene Ontology annotation, biological process: proteolysis. The record is from RefSeq and is a predicted model, not a curated record. The coding region runs from base 58 to 861 and encodes 267 amino acids. NCBI's taxonomy places the organism in Eukaryota, Metazoa, Arthropoda, Insecta, Lepidoptera, Pieridae.